Messenger RNA from Suillus fuscotomentosus, 1048 nucleotides. RefSeq names its product permease for cytosine/purines, uracil, thiamine, allantoin-domain-containing protein. The annotation marks the transcript as partial. Lineage: Eukaryota; Fungi; Basidiomycota; Agaricomycetes; Boletales; Suillaceae. Gene Ontology annotation, cellular component: plasma membrane. The record is from RefSeq and is a predicted model, not a curated record. The transcript has 8 exons. Gene Ontology annotation, molecular function: transmembrane transporter activity. Gene Ontology annotation, biological process: transmembrane transport.
UGCUGUUUUUGGGCCAAAGCUUGGCAUGCGAGCUAUGGUACAGGCAAGGUUCUCAUGGGGGUAUUUUGGUGCCAUCAUACCGGCCGUCUUGAAUGUUUUCUCCUUGCAAGGCUUCCUUGUCCUGAACUGCAUCGUUGGUGGACAAGCACUUGCAAGUCUGUCUUCUCACCUCGAUGAUACUCUUGGUAUUGUUAUCAUUGCUGUCAUAACUCUUGUGGUCACUUUCUGUGGAUACCGCAUCAUUCAUUGGUACGAAAGUAUCGCCUGGAUUCCAAAUGUGAUUGUUUUUAUCACCAUGCUGGGUGUCGGUUAUCCACAACUACGCGAUAACCAAUCAGCUCCUGUUUCUCAAGCAACUGUCGCUGAGGUUAUCUCUUUUUCGUCUAUCCUCACAGCUAGCAUUAUCAGCUACUGUACCGUGACCCCCGACUAUGGUGUAUACCACAGCCCUGCUGCUUCUUCUGCAAGACUUUUUCUUUACACGUAUCUCGCGUUUUUCACUUCUAGUGUGGCUUGCCAUACACUCGGUGCUGCAUUCGCGGCCGCAGCUCCCAACGUGCCUGUUUGGAAUGCAGGAUUUAACAACAGCUCCUCCGUCGGUGGCUUGUUAUACAGUGUGCUGCUACCUACAGGCGCAUUUGGAAAAAUUCUUAUCACUCUGGUGGCUCUCAGUAUACCCAGCGUUUGUGCACCAAACAUGUAUACGUUUAGCACCAGUUUCAUGACUAUCGCUCCGUGGUUUGCUGCAAUACCUAGAUGGAUAUAUAUUCUCAUCUCUGAAGCAGUUCUGAUACCAGUAGCCAUUAUUGGCGCCAAAAAGUUCUAUACCACUGUCGUUGACAUCCUCGAUCUCAUCGGAUACUGGUCGUCAGUAUUUGCUGCAAUUAUUCUUACAGAACACGUGUUAUUUCGGCGAGCCUCGUUUUCUGAGGAUCAAUAUCCUAUCACGACUUGGGCUUCGUAUACUCUUUUGCCUAGUGGUAUUCCCGCGGUCGUGGCCUUCGCGUGCGGCUGUGGAGCCCUUAUUCCAUUCAUGUCGCAGGCUUGG